Molecule: messenger RNA, 936 nt
Organism: Bombina bombina (fire-bellied toad)
Lineage: Eukaryota; Metazoa; Chordata; Amphibia; Anura; Bombinatoridae
Product: olfactory receptor 10A7-like
Exons: 1
Coding region: 1-936 (311 amino acids)
Biological process (GO): G protein-coupled receptor signaling pathway
Cellular component (GO): membrane
Molecular function (GO): olfactory receptor activity; G protein-coupled receptor activity
Source: RefSeq, a predicted model, not a curated record
AUGGAAACACAAAAUGCAACCAAGCUUGUUGAUUUUAUUCUUGCAGGACUGUCUAAAGCUCCAUAUCUCCAACCAUUUCUUUUUGUAAUAUUUUUACUUAUUUAUAUUUUUACAAUACUGGGAAACAUGAUCAUUAUUUUGACUGUUACCAUGGAAACUCAGCUUUGUUGCCCAAUGUAUCACUUUCUUAGAAACUUGUCUCUUACUGAAGUCUGCUAUGUUUCAGUUACUGUUCCUCGGAUGUUAAGAGAUUUUGUAAACCAUGAAAACCAUAUUUCCUUUACCUUUUGUGCAACUCAACUGUAUUUUUUUUGUUUUCUGGGUACCACUGAGUGCUUCCUCCUUGCAUUAAUGGCAUAUGAUCGUUAUUUAGCCAUUUGUCAACCUCUUCAUUACAGGACAGUUAUGACCAAAACAAUAUGCUUUAGGGUUUCCGUUGGAUGCGUCUUUGCUGCAAUGAUACUUUCCAUUGGUCAAAUAACCUUUGUAUUCAGCCUGCCAUUCUGUGGUACAAAUGUAAUUGAUCAUUAUUUCUGUGAUAUUCUACCUGUUGUAGGACUUGUGUGUGCUGACACAUAUGCUAAUGAGAUGACUAUAUUAAUGUAUGGCGCUUUAGUAAUAGCAUCACCAUUUGUUCUGAUUUUGGUGUCAUAUGCACGUAUUCUGGCUGCAGUAGUUGGGAUACACUCUGAAGCUGGACGAAAGAAAACGUUUUCCACUUGUGGAUCUCACCUUACAUCUGUCUGUCUGUUCUAUGGGACAGCAAUAGUGACAUACUUAAGGAAAAAGUCCAGUUACGCUAAUAGUGGCGCAAAAAUUACAUCGCUUCUCUAUAGUAUUGUGAUUCCCAUGCUUAACCCUUUGAUAUACAGUUUAAGGAAUUCACAGGUAAAGCAAGCUAUGAGAAAACAUAUUUUUAGAAACAAACAAGCAUGA